This is a messenger RNA of Sinocyclocheilus anshuiensis, 2009 nucleotides long. RefSeq names its product synaptic vesicle glycoprotein 2C-like. Gene Ontology annotation, cellular component: synaptic vesicle membrane. Gene Ontology annotation, biological process: transmembrane transport; chemical synaptic transmission. Bases 261 to 2009 code for a protein of 582 amino acids. The transcript is spliced from 11 exons. NCBI's taxonomy places the organism in Eukaryota, Metazoa, Chordata, Actinopteri, Cypriniformes, Cyprinidae. Gene Ontology annotation, molecular function: transmembrane transporter activity. The record is from RefSeq and is a predicted model, not a curated record.
CUCGCUCUCUCUCUUCAAUUUCUUGAAGUACUGCAGAGACGGAGCUGCAGCGCUUAAACACCGUCAGCUCUUGCUUUAGUUGCCGGAUAUCUUUGCAACACAAAUAAAUGUUUAUUCAUUAGCAACGGCGGGCGUCUCGUAAUGGAGAACCAACAGCGACAUCUCAUCUGCUCUGCUCCCUAAAGGACUCAUGAGAGCCAUAAAGGCAAAAGCACUUCUUCUGUGGUGACUGCAGACCUCUUCCCCUCCACCAUCUAAUCAUGGAUGAUAUAGCUCCACAAGACACGUCUUCCCUCAUGAAGGGGGCCAGAGUCAUUGCUAAGGAGGCCAAACGACAAGCUGUUAAGAAGGUCAACAAAGUUGUGGACCAUGCCUCAGACGAGUACUCCCAUAGUCGCACCUACCAGCGCUUCCAGGAUGAAGACGAUGACUACUACAGCCAGCCGGAUGGGAACUACACAGGAGACCACGCCAAUGAUGAAGAGGGAUCCAGUGACGCCACUGAGGGUCACGAUGACGAGGAUGAGAUAUAUGAAGGGGAGUACCAGGGGAUCCCCUCGGAUGCAAAGGCCAGAGAUGGACAGGUGGCUCUGGGACAGCCGCUGGCGGAUGGCCUGAAGGACCGGAGAGAGCUGGAGAACGAGAGGCAGGCAGACGAGGAGGAGCUGGCGCAGCAGUACGAGCUCAUCAUUCAGGAGUGUGGACAUGGCAGGUUUCAGUGGCAGCUGUUCUUCACUCUGGGCUUGGCGCUCAUGUCUGAUGGUGUGGAGGUCUUCGUGGUGGGCUUUGUUCUCCCUAGUGCAGAGACGGAUAUGUGUGUGCCUGACUCGAGCUCUGGAUGGCUAGGCAGCAUUGUGUAUUUGGGGAUGAUGGUAGGGGCCUUCUUCUGGGGCGGCAUGGCUGACAAGGUGGGCAGAAGGCAGUGUCUGCUGAUGUGCAUGUCCAUGAAUGGCUUCUUCGCCUUCCUGUCUUCUUUUGUGCAGGGCUAUGGCUUCUUCCUGCUCUGUCGCAUGAUAGCUGGCUUUGGGAUUGGUGGAGCAGUGCCCAUUGUCUUCUCAUACUUUGCUGAGGUAUUGGCAAGAGAGAAGCGUGGAGAGCAUCUAAGCUGGCUCUGCAUGUUCUGGAUGAUUGGAGAGAUUUAUGCCUCCGCCAUGGCCUGGGCCAUCAUACCUCAUUACGGCUGGAGUUUCAGUAUGGGCUCAGCUUAUCAGUUCCACAGCUGGAGGGUGUUUGUGGUGGUGUGCGCUCUCCCCUGCGUCUGUGCCGUGGUGGCCUUAACGUUCAUGCCAGAGAGCCCAAGGUUCUACUUGGAGGUGGGGAAGCACGACGAGGCCUGGAUGAUCCUCAAGCAGAUUCAUGACACAAACAUGCGAGCGCGUGGACAGCCCGAGAAAGUCUUCACCGUGAACAGAAUUAAGAUCCCAAAGCAGAUUGAUGAGUUUGUCGAGAUGCAGACCGAAUCUGGCAACCUUUUCUCAAAAGUGAUCUUCAGGAUAAAGACUGAGCUUCAUGGGAUUUGGUUAAACUUCUUGAAGUGUUUUAAUUAUCCAGUGAAAGACAGUACAGUCAAACUUGCUAUUGUGUGGCUCACACUGUCAUUUGGGUAUUAUGGUUUAUCCGUGUGGUUCCCUGACGUCAUCAAACAUCUUCAGGCCGAUGAAUACGCCUCCAAAGUACAAAGGCAUAACAAUGAGCGCAUUGAAGACUUCACCUUCAAUUUCACCCUUGAGAACCAGAUACACACUAAUAGCUUAUUUAUCAAUGACAGGUUCAUAGGUAUGAAAUUCAAGUCUGUCACUUUCAUCAAUUCCACUUUUCAGAGCUGCUUUUUUGAGGAUGUGACAUCAGUUGGAUCUUUCUUUCGAAACUGCACAUUUAUUGAGGCUGUCUUCUAUAACACUGUGGGCAUCACCAAAGCCAUCCCCAUUCUUCUGGCCUCCUCAGUGCUCGUAGGCGGAGGUCUGGUGGGAUUGCGACUACCUGACACCAGGUCAAAUGUCCUCAUGUAA